Saimiri boliviensis boliviensis (Bolivian squirrel monkey) is the source of this 1719-nucleotide messenger RNA. The record is from RefSeq and is a predicted model, not a curated record. NCBI's taxonomy places the organism in Eukaryota, Metazoa, Chordata, Mammalia, Primates, Cebidae.
AUGGGGCCAAGUCCCUACGCUGGACGCGGCGGCGGCGAGGGAAGCAGCCGCCUUUCUCCCGGCGCCGCAGCUAGGAUCAGCCCGGCCGCUCGCGGUUCGACCCCUCGCGCGGGGCGCGGCGCUGGGAAGAGGCAGCCGCCGCCCCCGCCCUACGGCCAAGGUCGCGUCCGACCCCGGCCCUCCGCGGCCCGGAGCCCGCCGGCCGGGAUAACCGACGCUCCGAGGCGCCGGCAAAACCGCCUCGCCGGUCACAAGAGUUGCGCUGGCGACCCGUGGGGCUCCUCCGCUGGGAAUCUCCUGCUAAAGGCUGCAAGUCAAGGUGAUUCGAAGAAGGAGCCAAAGAGAAGAUCUGCCAGAUUGUCUGCCAUGCUUAUGCCCAUUACAUCAGAGGUGAGGCCCCAAAGAACAUCAACUCCAAGGAAAAUGAAGGCAGAAAGUGAUAUGAUGGAAGAAAAUGCAGAUACAAGUGCCAGAGCUGUUGCUGAAACCAAGCAAGAAGCAGUUGUUGAAGAAGACUGCAAUGAAAAUGCUAAAAAUGGAGGAGCCAAAAUUGUAGAGGAACCCACUUCUGAAAAAGAAAUUGUGGAAGUAAAAGAAGAAAAGAUUGAAGAUGCCACAGAAGAGGGAGGAGAAAAGAAAGAACCAGUGGCAGCAGAAGGAAAAAAUGAAAAAGAAGAUCAGAAAGGAGAUGAAGAAGAUCAAAACAAAGAAGAGAAAGGGGAAGAUGGAAAAGAAGACAAAGAUGAAAAAGGGAAAGAAGAUGGAAAAGAGGAUAAAAAUGGAAAUGAGAAAGGAGAUGAUGGAAAAGUGGAAGAUGCAAAAGAGAAAGGCGAUGGAAAAAUAGGUGAAGAUGGAAAAGGAAAUGGAGAAGAUGGAAAAGAGAAAGGAGAUGAAAAAGAGGAAGAAGAGGAAACAGGAGACGGGUAAGAGAAUGAAGAUGGAAAAGAGAAAGGAGACGAAAAAGAGGAGAAAGAAGUAAAAGUCAAAGAAGAUGAAAAAGAGAUAGAACAUGAAAAAGAUGAAGAUGGAAAUGAGGAAGAAGCUGAAAAAGAAAAAGAAGAUGAAAAGGAAGAGGAAGAAGGAAAAGAGGAAGAUGAGGUCAAAGAAGAAGAUGGAAAAGAAGAGGAGCCUCAGAGUAUUCUUUAAAACUGCCCUAUAUAGUUUCAUAAUUUGGUAACAUGUACCUUCAUGUUGUAAAGUGAAUAGAGAUAAAUAUUUUUAUCAAAAAUUUUAUAAGCAUAGUCUUUCUUUAGCAUUGAUUUAAUUUCAGAACAUCUUCAUGCUGAUUAUUAGCCAUAAACUUUCUAACAUAAAACAUUUAUCUAUAAAUUUUGUGAUUAUAGUAGUGGAAUAUAUAGAAAAAAUUAUGCUUUCAACUUUGCGAGUGAAUUUCGUGUUGUGUAAGUUAUGUGUCGGAUCUUUGAAUUUUAAUUUUACUCUUUUAUAUAUGUGAUAAUUUCACAAAGUGAGGAAUCCCAAAAGAAAAAGUUUCAUCCAACAUUCUUGUUCUCUAGGUUGCUUUUAUAAAGAAGGUGAAAUAUUUUCAGGUAAUGCUAAGAAUUAAACUUAUCUUUCCAAAUAGAACUUUAUUAUUAGCUUGGGAAAAAUGAAAUUGUAUUUCCAUUUUUAAAAUAAAUACAAAUGUUUAUUUCAGAAGGGCAGUUUUGAUUAUAUGUAAAUGCACAAAUUUUACUGGAUUUGUCUUAAUAAAAAGACUCU